GAUUGUGGCUGAAACCGUGGAGAUGGAAGCUCACCGUGUGGUGCUGGCAGCCUGCAGCCCUUAUUUUUGUGCCAUGUUUACAGUGUGUUUUAGCAGCCCAGCUUUUUAACAGGGUGAGUUGCUGCAGUCCAGUGUGUUUUGGUAAUGACAGAAAGGAAGAAGAGGACAAAAUUCCUGCUCUGAUCACCUGAUCCCUGGAGCGGGUGCCCUUCAAAGGCUGUGCCCAGAUGGAUCAGCCAAAAAAACCCCGAAGAGACAUGUCUGAAAGUAAGGCCAAGAAGAUUGAGAUAAAAGAUGUUGAUGGGCAGACCCUGAGGAAGCUGAUUGAUUACAUCUACACCGCUGAGAUCGAGGUCACAGAGGAGAAUGUGCAGGUUUUGUUGCCAGCUGCUAGUUUAUUGCAACUGAUGGAUGUUAGAAAAAACUGCUGUGACUUCCUUCAGUCCCAGCUGCAUCCCACGAACUGCCUUGGCAUCCGCGCUUUUGCCGACGUGCACGCCUGCACCGAGCUGCUGCAGCAGGCCAACGCCUACGCAGAGCAGCAUUUCCCUGAGGUGAUGCUAGGAGAAGAAUUUCUUAGCCUUAGUCUGGACCAGGUUUGCAGUUUAAUAUCAAGUGACAAGCUCACAGUCUCCUCUGAAGAAAAGGUCUUUGAAGCAGUUAUCUCUUGGAUAAAUUAUGAGAAGGAAUCUCGCUUAGAGCACAUGGCUAAGCUGAUGGAACAUGUUCGCCUGCCCCUUUUGCCCAGAGAUUACCUGGUACAGACAGUUGAAGAAGAAGCUUUAAUCAAGAAUAACAACACCUGUAAAGAUUUCCUUAUUGAAGCCAUGAAAUACCAUUUGCUUCCUCUGGAUCAAAGGCAGCUAAUAAAGAAUCCCAGGACAAAGCCAAGGACUCCCGUUAGCUUGCCAAAGGUGAUGAUUGUGGUGGGUGGGCAGGCACCCAAAGCCAUUCGCAGUGUGGAGUGCUAUGAUUUUGAGGAGGAGCGGUGGGAUCAGGUUGCUGAGCUUCCCUCACGGAGAUGCAGAGCAGGCGUGGUGUUCAUGGCUGGCAAUGUCUACGCCGUGGGGGGCUUUAACGGGUCGCUGCGGGUGCGCACGGUGGACGUGUACGACGGCGUCAAGGACCAGUGGACGUCCAUAGCCAGCAUGCAGGAGAGGCGCAGCACGCUGGGCGCCGCCGUGCUCAACGACCUCCUCUACGCUGUGGGCGGCUUUGAUGGCAGCACUGGUCUGGCAUCAGUUGAGGCCUAUAGCUAUAAAACCAAUGAGUGGUUUUUUGUGGCUCCCAUGAACACAAGAAGAAGCAGUGUUGGAGUUGGAGUUGUGGAGGGGAAGCUGUACGCCGUGGGGGGCUAUGACGGAGCGUCGCGGCAGUGCCUUAGCACGGUGGAGCAGUACAACCCCGCCACCAACGAGUGGACCUACGUGGCUGACAUGAGCACGCGGCGCAGCGGGGCAGGUGUCGGUGUGCUCAGCGGGCUGCUCUACGCCACCGGGGGCCACGACGGGCCCUUGGUGAGGAAGAGUGUGGAAGUCUACGACCCAGGGACAAACACCUGGAAGCAAGUAGCAGACAUGAAUAUGUGUAGAAGAAAUGCAGGUGUGUGUGCAGUGAAUGGUCUCCUCUACGUGGUGGGAGGCGAUGAUGGUUCCUGCAAUUUGGCUUCGGUGGAAUACUACAACCCCAGCACAGACAAGUGGACGUUGUUGCCAACCAGCAUGAGCACGGGGAGGAGUUAUGCAGGUGUGGCUGUGAUUCACAAACCCUUGUGACAUACAAUCGAGCCAAUGUGAGGAGCAGAAGUGAAGUGGAUCCAGCUAGGUGGUGUUGGGAAGAUGACUGACCUCUGACUUGACCCAUCUCAUUGCUGUUAAUGUCUUAGCAUGACAAGUGAUACGUUGCAAGCAUCAUCCACUCCACAGUGGAUUGCAUAGCCAAGUGAAAAUCCCUCUGGGGACGUGUUCCAUGCUAGACACGAGGUGUUGCUUGUUAUCUGUGGUGCAACCAGCUGUUCUUCUCGAUGGCAUGUGUCCUGAGAUAAACACUGUGCUUGGACUGCAGGCACAGAAUUUCUUGUGUGAAACAAAACUGCUACGUUUGGGCAUGUGAGUAAAAAUGAAUGUUUCUGGAUUUCUUCCCCAUUGAUGCUCCGUGCACAUCGUUGGUUGAACUACUUACUCACUGUGCCUGGAGGGUGGACUUUAAUACUGGCAGUGGAAAAUUCUGAGUUCCAAUAGAGAAAAACAGCAGAAAUGGACUGGAACAGGGUGGUCUGGCUCGAGUGUGACACCGUCUCAGUCAUACGUUUGUACAUGCCACUGGACUGCUGUAUGUAUCCCUGACAUGCUUGUGGAAAUAAACACCAUGUGGUUUUUCUACUUGCCAUGAA
Molecule: messenger RNA, 2392 nt
Organism: Cyanistes caeruleus (blue tit)
Lineage: Eukaryota; Metazoa; Chordata; Aves; Passeriformes; Paridae
Gene: KLHL3
Product: kelch like family member 3
Biological process (GO): renal sodium ion absorption; monoatomic ion homeostasis; protein K48-linked ubiquitination
Cellular component (GO): cytosol
Molecular function (GO): protein binding
Source: RefSeq, a predicted model, not a curated record